AUGCAAAUUAGCUAUAAAGCAGCAGAGGGGUUUUUCCUUUUGGUUCCAAUUCUACUUUCGUACGCCUUCAAGGGCAAGCUGAACGAAAUUCUUACGCAGCACGUGCUGUACGUUCGGAUUGCCUUUGUGGUUUCGAUGUGCAUAGACCUUCUGAUUUCGUACAGAAUCAAGUGCCGAGUGGAGCUGCACAACGUGAAGACAAAAAUCAAGUUUGCCUUUGACGACUAUGUUGUUGUGUCCAAGCCUGCGCGCGAAAACAAGGACCCCAAGCAGCCAGCGGAGGAUGAGGAGGAAGAGACCGAAAUAGAGAUGACUGUGCACGACUACGACCUGAAGGUUAUCAACUCGCACAUGUCUCGAAUGCUGUACAAUGCAGCCAUCCAUUUGGCCAUCCAUUUGUACAGUAAGAGCACGCAGCCCAUGAUUAUGCUCAUAAUGAAUCCGGUGAAGAACUUCAUCUUCUUCCCCCCGUACAUUGAGUAUAUCACAGGGUGGUCAAUGCUCAGGCCAUUUUCAAGAAACUUUAUAAUUGGAGGGGCCGAGAAAAGGCGGACAACAAAGCCUGCAGAGUCCCUGGAAGAGAUCCCAGAAAAAGACAUGAAGGUUAAAAAAGAAGAAUAG
Molecule: messenger RNA, 621 nt
Organism: Nematocida major
Lineage: Eukaryota; Fungi; Microsporidia
Exons: 1
Coding region: 1-621 (206 amino acids)
Biological process (GO): protein targeting to ER
Cellular component (GO): endoplasmic reticulum; mitochondrion
Source: RefSeq, a predicted model, not a curated record